Puntigrus tetrazona (Sumatra barb) is the source of this 3696-nucleotide messenger RNA. RefSeq names its product erythrocyte membrane protein band 4.1-like 3b (gene epb41l3b). Gene Ontology annotation, molecular function: actin binding; structural molecule activity. Lineage: Eukaryota; Metazoa; Chordata; Actinopteri; Cypriniformes; Cyprinidae. Gene Ontology annotation, biological process: cortical actin cytoskeleton organization. The record is from RefSeq and is a predicted model, not a curated record. Gene Ontology annotation, cellular component: plasma membrane; cytoskeleton. The transcript is spliced from 22 exons. Bases 328 to 2799 code for a protein of 823 amino acids.
AGCGCGCGCCUAACGGAUGUGCUCGCGCCGCUCGUGCGCUUUUUCAGGAAACAUCCGUCUCCAGAAACGAGUUUUUUUUUAAUAAGACCCCGGCGCCGAUUGCUUUCAAUCAGUUUCGACGCGUUUAACCCCCGUGCUGACGUCAGCCAGGCGGUCACGUGGCUAAUUAGAGCAGUAAACGAGCGCUUUAAUUCUCGCGCGCUGUGUUAAAAGUUAAAGAAAGAGUGCUGUGUGUGAUCUGGAUGCUGACUGUUUCUCCUCUCUUUCUUCUGGGAUGUGUUCGGAUGUGGAUGGGCCCCUGGAUGACCGUCUCUGGUGUGACUGGCCAUGACGACAGAUCCAGGCUCGGAGACAGAACCCAGAGCGCAGCGGACAGACGACGAGCGGCGAGCGGCGGGUCAGUCAGAGGUCAGGUCAGCUGGUCAGCAGCAGCACGAGGACGACUACAUUUCCCAGAAGUCUUUGCGCAGCAGACUCUCGUUAGGCAGGACUCAGCGGCUGGAGGUCAUGGAGUGUAAGGUCAAGCUGCUGGACGGCACGGACUACACCUGCACUGUGGAGAAACGAGCGAAAGGUCAGGCUCUGUUCGAUAAGGUUUGUGAUCACCUCAAUCUCCUGGAGAAGGACUACUUUGGUAUAACGUACCGGGAUGCUGAAAACCAGAAGAACUGGCUGGACGCUUCCAAAGAGAUGAAGAAGCAGAUCAGCACCGGGCCGUGGAGCUUCGCGUUCAGCGUCAAGUUUUAUCCUCCGGACCCGGCGCAGCUCUCCGAGGACAUCACCAGGUAUUACCUGUGUCUGCAGCUGAGGGAUGACGUGGUUUCCGGACGCUUGCCGUGUUCUUUCGCCACUCACACGGUGCUGGGCUCCUACACGGUCCAGUCGGAGCUGGGGGACAGUGACCCCGAGCCGCAGGGGCCCGGCUGCAUCGGUGACCUCCGUCUGGCCCCGAACCAGACCAAAGAGCUGGAGGAGAAAGUGCUGGAGCUGCACCGCGGACACAAAGGAAUGACUCCUGCUGAAGCUGACACGCUGUUCCUGGAAAACGCAAAGAAACUCUCCAUGUACGGAGUUGACCUGCAUCGUGCCAAGCUGCUCAGCCGGCUCUUUGAGUGUUUAGCAGCGGUGCAGGAGGAGGACUCGGAGGCUGUGGAGAUCAUGCUGGGAGUGUGUUCCAGCGGUCUCCUCAUCUAUAGAGAUAAACUGCGCAUCAAUCGCUUCGCCUGGCCCAAGAUCCUCAAGAUCUCCUACAAGAGGAACAACUUCUACAUCAAGGUCCGGCCGGGAGAGCUGGAGCAGUUCGAGAGCACCAUCGGAUUCAAGCUGCCCAACCACAAAGCAGCAAAGAGACUCUGGAAAGUGUGUGUGGAGCAUCACACCUUCUUCAGGCUGGUUUCCCCUGAAGCUCCUCCCAAGCGCUUCCUGACGUUGGGCUCAAAGUUCCGCUACAGCGGACGAACACAAGCACAGUCGCGUCGCGCAAGUUCUCAGAUCGCUCGCGCCGCGCCACAGUUCCAGAGACGCCACACCGUCACGGCCAGCAUGGACAGCACGCCCGUUCACCAUGACGACGGGAAAGACGCCAAACCCGCUGUCGCCACGGACGACGUCAUCGCCACGGAGACGCCGGAGAAGAAAGCAGAGGAGAUGAACUCGGUGGAGGAGGAGAAUAAAACCAACAGUGACGAAUCAGAACAAGCCCCGCCCACCUCCGUCACCAAGUCGUGUCCGUACUCCUCGGAUCCGUUGGGGUCCGAGCUCUCCCUCCCGUCUUCUCCCGUCUCGUCCACCAAAGUGCGCCGGAGACGGCGGGAAAGCAGCCGUAAGCGCGCCGCUUCGGUCAGUCCGGCCAAGACCACGGCGGGCUGCCGGCGGCGCCAGGCCCAAGCGGACCGUAAAGCGGCUCUCCUGGAGGAGCAGGCGCUGCUUCUGUCCGCUCGCAAGCAGAGGCUGAGCCAGAGGCGAGGAGGAACGCUCUUCUCCUUCUCCCUGCACCUCCCCGACCUGCCGUCGCUGCUGGACGAGGACGGGUACCUGAGCUUCCCGGACCUCACCGAGCUGCGCUUCCUGCCCGAGAGCCUGCAUCACUUCAUGCCCAUCAAAUCUCCCUCGCUCAUCCCCUGCUUCCUCUUCAUCUUCUUCUUCCUGCUGUCCACGUCUUUCUCGGUGCCGUACGCUCUGACGCUCUCCUUCCCGCUGGCGCUGUGUCUCUGUUAUCUGGAGCCCAGAGCGGCGUCGCUCGGCUCGUCUCUGGCGCAGGGCUUCCAGGACACUUCAGACGACGAGACAGACAGCGAUCAAACCGACUUCACUUGUGACGAAGACACAUCGGCGACGGAGUCUGACUUUGAGGACAGCUUUGACAUGAAGACGCAGAUGUCAGAAGAGGUUAAAGCUGAAGCUGAAGAUGUCCCAGUGAAGCCGGAUCAUGAGCAGUCAGAGGAAGCGGUUCAAGAUGUUCCUGUGGUUCACACCGAGACCAAGACCAUCACAUACGAGUCUUCAGAGGUUGAUGCCGAUGGCGACUCCGAUCCAGGCGUCUUCAUGAGCGCUCAGACCAUCACCUCAGAGAACAACAGCAGCACCGUCACGACACACAUCACCAAGACGGUGAAGGACGGAGUUUCAGAGACUCGCAUCGAGAAGAGGAUCGUCAUCACCGGAGACACAGACAUCGACCACGAUCAGGCUCUGGCUCAGGCCAUUAAAGAGGCUAAAGAGCAGCACCCAGACAUGUCGGUCACUAAAGUAGUGGUUCACAAAGAGAGCGAGAUCUCUCCGUCUGACGGUGACGCGUGACUCCGGAAGGAAUAAGAUCCAAACGUCCCCUUGAACUCAUCGGCCGAGACCAGCACGCGACCUCUGACCUCUGACCCAACCCUCGCUGACACGAUGGACUCAAAAACCAAAAAAAAGGGGAAAAUGAAAUGUCCAGGAAAAAAAAUCUCUGCCUUAAAAAAAAAAAAAAAAAAAAAAAAAUUCUUCAAAUGAUUCAGAAUAGUAAUUCAUGCCACUUGAGUUUAUUUGUAGUGAAUCUCCCAGAAACACGUUUCCUUGAAGUGUAUUUUAUCUCCCAGACGUUGCUGUGCUUUUCCUGUGUUUUAUGCAAAAACGAGCGACGAGGAGAAAAAGCUGUUUUUAAGGGCUUUUGGUGACUUUGUGAAGCAGCGGUCAGCAGGAAUCCCUCCGCCUGACCUUUGACCUUUCCCUGUAUUUGUCCGGUGUUUUUAGAGCGUGACGAGAAACAGAGAUACAGGCGAUCCUUGUGAUUUUUCUUUUGAGUUUUUAUUUUGGAAUAAAAUACAGUUGAAAUGGAUGCGUUUGUGUUCCUUUGAGAAUCAUGCGGCUGCAUCCAUAGAGAGAGAUAUAUAUAGAAAUAAUCUUUUAUGAGCAGAUGCAGCUCUUUUUAAUAUUUCAGAGAUGUUUUUUGCUGUAAUAAAGCUGCUGGUUAUUAAGCCUUUUAUUCACAGAAACUAGCGACGUACUAAUUGAAUAUUUUCCCUUUCAGUCAUUUUAGAGCCUGGCCAAACUAUAGACAUCCCUGCUCCUUCUAGACACGCCCUUAUAUUUUUAAGAGUUUAUUUCCAUGGCUUUUUCAUAUAUCUAUAAAUCAUACUUUUUAUAAUUCUCUCCUAAAUUCAUGUUUUCCAGGAACGUGAGCGUCCUGCUUCUGAAAUAAAGACUUAUUGAAUUGAA